This is a messenger RNA of Rhizoctonia solani, 741 nucleotides long. Its product is annotated as pathogenesis-related protein PR5K (thaumatin family). The record is from RefSeq and is a predicted model, not a curated record. Bases 1 to 741 code for a protein of 246 amino acids. Gene Ontology annotation, biological process: defense response. The transcript has 6 exons. Gene Ontology annotation, cellular component: extracellular region. NCBI's taxonomy places the organism in Eukaryota, Fungi, Basidiomycota, Agaricomycetes, Cantharellales, Ceratobasidiaceae.
AUGAGAUCUGUCGCAUUACUUGCAUUCUUCGGCUCUGUCCUCGGGCGCACUUUCACAGUAUACAAUGCAUGCCCAUUCACUAUCUGGCCUGCUGUCUUUACUGAUUUGAACGUUGGAAACGCUGUUCCUGGGAUCGAAACUGGAUGGGAGGCUGCCGCGUUCACUAAGCGCACCUUCAACGUUCCAGACAACUGGAAGGCCGGCCGUAUCUGGGGCCGCCGUAACUGCAACUUCUCGACGAACCCAGGUCCCAACUCGUGCUUGAGCGGAGGAUGCAAUGGAGGUUUGUUGUGCGACUCGCGCACCGGGACUGGUGUGCCCCCGGCUAGUGUCGCAGAGUGGACACUUAACGCUGCUGAUGGUCUUGAUUGGUAUGAUGUCAGCCUGGUCGAUGGUUACAAUCUGCCUAUGCGCAUCACUAACACUGCCAGCUGCCCUGUGGCUGACUGCGCUGUUGACCUUGGUCCUGAUUGCCCCGCCCCCCUCAAAGGGCCAUUCGAUUCUACUGGCUUCCCAGUUGGAUGCAAGUCUGCUUGCGCCGCCAAUCUAGAUGGGAAUCAAGCUAACUCCCGUAAUUGUUGUUCGGGACAAUACAGCACGCCUCAGACAUGUCCUCCUUCUGGAGUACAAUACUACUCGUACUUCAAGGACCGCUGCCCUCGGUCAUACGUUUAUGCAUAUGAUGAAUCUAGCGGCACUGCGUUGUUCACAUGCCCUGCUUCAAAGAGGGCAGACUCUUAG